Messenger RNA from Pocillopora meandrina, 9374 nucleotides. The record is from the annotation of a GenBank genome assembly. NCBI's taxonomy places the organism in Eukaryota, Metazoa, Cnidaria, Anthozoa, Scleractinia, Pocilloporidae.
AUAUGGUAUAAGGUGUAAUGGUGGAAAAUUAAUGCUCACUGCUACAGCACAGGUUCACACUAUAGCCUCCAGUCACUAAGUUUAUUACAUGGUGCAAUUUAUUUUGCAAAAUCACAAUCAUUUCUUUUAGCCACAAGAAAUUGACAGUGUGAGCCUGACCUUUCUUAACCAGCUUUAAUGAUAACUGAAACACUGUUUUUUCAGUUCAUAGUCUUGAGAAGACAUGGCAUUGCGCAUGAAAGGACGAAGUGGUUAUCCACCAGACCAACAGGAAUAUGACAUAUUUUGGACAGAAUAUAGGGCCAUUGAGGAGAGUCGGAUUCCAGUAGCUGACGAGGAUCAUGAUGAUGAACACACUAAAGAACCUCAAGGAGGUACAAACUUAAGUCAAUAUUUUAUUCAUGUGACUGGCAAGGAGUAAUAAAUAGACAUGUUGUGUUACACACAGUUUGCUUCAAAGGUCCUAUACACUGCCUCAAGUUAGACAAUUUUGGGCAGGUAUAGCAUAUGCAAGUUAUUCAUUAAAGUUCACUGUUUUUACAUUAUCUCUAUGAUAAUUAAAAUUUGUUAUGCUUAGCAAUGAUUAAUGCUAUUUGUCCCUCUUUGUGUUUGUUUAGGGAUUGAAAAUGCUAUACAACAAUGAAAUCUGGUCAGCAGUCUGCAAACUUUUGGGGAAAUGCUCGCAACUGUAAAAUCUGUUACUAACUAAACUUUCAUUGUAGACUAAGAUAUCCAUUUUACUACUUAAAGUUUCUCUCACAUCACUAAUCCUUAAGAAUAUGUGUCUUCUCCAAUCUACAGAAUGUGAACAGGAACUACAGUGGCUCAAAGAAGCUGGAUUUGAUACCAUUGUAAAGAAAUAUAGAGGUAUAUGUUAACCAACUUCAGUUUAGUAUUUGCUGAAAAAUCAGUGCAGAAUAUUACUGUUGUUAUUACAUUAUACUGUAUAUUCUAUAGACUCUCUAUUAUGGUGUCUGGUCUUGGUGAUGGACAAAAUGCUGAUCCCCAGUCCAUGGAUUACCCUAAUGGACUACCCAGAAGGACUACCCCAGCAGUGCUUGUAAUUAAAAAAAAAACCAAGUUGUCCCUAUUUCAAAUGCAAGACAACCUAACCCCUGGCUCUGGUCCUCAUGAUGAUGGCUUGGUUGCCUAUAAAAUAUUGUAUAAUUUGUUUAAUAGUUAUAUCAGGCCCCCUAAGAUAAAAAGAAAAUGUACAAUGACUUACUUAGAGUAAGUCCUUUAAAAAACAGUAGUCUAUUAUAUUAUUACUAAAUAAUAGCUGGGUUUACAAACUUAUAAUUAAGUAUCAACAAUUUUAAUGGAAGCUGGCUUGCUUCUCUCUGACAGCCAUGGUAUUUAUUGGAAUUUUCCUCCCUAUAAAUGUAUAUUUGAUGAUAUUUGACAACUUUGAAAGUACUUUCCCCAAUGCUUCAGAAAAGAAAUGACUACCUGCUUGCAAUCCUAUUUUGGGGAGGCCUGGGUUUGAAGGUUUAGUGGUUUUCAGCAUUGGUCAAUGAACAAAAACACCAGAUUUAAAUCUUUUAUAUACCAGUCCAGAAUUCUGUUGUGCCAUAAGUAUCAUUCAGCUUCUUAAGUACAUUUCAUAUCAUUCAUUUCAAUUGGUGAUUCCACAUUCCUAAACUAUAAGGAAAUUGGAGUAAAAGGUAUGAAUGAUUGAAUCUUUUUCAACAGAUAGCAAAGAAAUUGAUCAUAAUGAUGUAGAUUUUGAGAAGAUCACUGGUUCCCUUACAAGGAAACAAGCGGAAGCUGUCAGAAAAAGAAUAGACACCUUAAACCAAAGUACCAAGAGAAAGUUAGGUGUGUGUGUGGCCCAGCCAGCCAAACAUUCCGACAGUAACUAUCCAACAGAUGUGAGAACAAUUUUUCCAGUAAAAACUUGCGGGCAGCCCAGUAAUGUAGAGCAGAUACCCACCACAUCAAGGCCAUCACUGCUCAGAAAGUCUUACAGUGAAGGAAUACAUGUGCAGAAGUCACAAUCAUUUAAGAAUGGAGCAAGGGACAAUGAAUUUGCACAAACCACAUGUAGGCUUUCGCAUUCAGCUGGCAUGCUUUCAUUUCCAACAGUGGGUAAAGAGUUAACAGGGCUUCAUUUGCAUCCAGGACAUGCAGUGGUUCCUGAGAGAAGAUCUAGCGAUGAAUCUCGCUAUCGUAAAGGUAAACUCUUUAUAUGAUUAUCCCCCUAGUUUGGCAAUACAUACUGGAUAUCGAACAAGACUUACCAAAGCAUAUGCCAGCCAAGUAAAAUUACCAUUUAAUUUAAAGUCUGCUCAAUUUCUGAGAUAACACAUGUUUCAAAUUCUUGUUUGGUGUCAAUUCUUUGCUUCUCUUCUACUCUGUUCUGAGCAAAAUUUGCUGGGUUUCAUCAGUUGCUCCCUAAAUAACCCUGUUAUGUCAACAUUAUUAUUAUUAAUAAAUAAUCUGCAUGUCACUCAUUAGUUUUUUUCCUAAGCCAGGAUACAUUCUAGUCAGGCAAGUAUAAAAAUGGUCUUUGUUAUAUUAUUAUAAAUAAUCUGCCUGUCGUUCUUUUGUUUUUCCCUAAGCCCUCACAGAUUCCAGUUAGGCAGGUGUAAAAAUGGAAAAUGGUCUUUUAUUAUAUCAUUAUAAUAACCUGCUCAGCAGUUAUUAGUUUGUCCUUAAGCCCUGACACAUUCUAGUCAGGCAGGUAUAAAAUUAAUGGUCUAAUCUGUAAAUUACAGGAUUCCAGCAAGUAAAGCAUCCCCAUGGGGGAUCUGUAUUUUAUUUGACUGGAACAACAAAACAAGAGCUGUUCCACACUGCCGAAAAAACCAAAGAGUCAUGCGUGGAUGAGAUAAUUAAUGCUGAUCUUAAAGGUCUAAGUGUAUCACCACCUGAUUCCAGCCCAGACUGUUUUCAUGAGGUUCCUGUUGACUGUCCUGAGGAGAUUCCAGUCGAUGUUCCUCCAGACAGGGUUCAUGGAAAACCAGUAAGAGUUAAAAUGAGUAAGACCCUAACUUUGAACAGCAUGGCCAAACAGCUUUUCUAGUUUAAAUUAAAGGAUAACAAUAUUGUACUGUCUGUUCUCCCUCUAAGGUUAAGGACCCCACCAAAGAAGUUUUAGUAUAAGACUGACAAGCAUCUUAAUGAUGUAGGAGAACAUGUUUUUUUAUUUGUUGGCACAGAAUGGGAAAAUAAUCUGCAAUGAGAAGCCUUUCAGGGAACCACAAUUUCCACGAUUACCAGUAAGCUUUUUUUAUGUUUUUUACAUACAAGGAUACAAAUAAAUCUGGAAUACAAAGUCUGCCAAGUGUAGCUGCAAUGUCUUGAGAAUAAUUACCCUUUUUGAGCCAGAUAUAUGCAAAAGCUAUGUUGCUACUAUUUUUAUUAUUACUAUGUCAGACUAUUUUUUAGCUAUGUUUGCUAAAUAGUGCCCAUGUAUUGCCUAUGAAACAUGUCACAAGCCUAGAACAAAGAAAAAAUUCUGAAUCCCCACGUGGAAUCAAACCUCAGACCUUUGGAUUCUGAGCUCCGAUACUCUACCACUGAGUCCCAGAUACUCUAUGGUGAACAAGGCCCAUCGGAGCACAGAAUCCAAAGGUGUGAGGUUUAUUUCUAAAAUUACUGUGUUAAGCACUGAAAAAUAAAUUGAACCUAUGCACAUAUUGUGUAGGAAAUUUUCACAUAGUUUUAAAAGAGCAUAAGGAAUUUCAAUAAGUAGUAAAGUAAAUUUAAUUUGGUUGUAGUUUUAUGGUUUUUCAUGGUUGAAUGUAUUUGAAUACUAACUUGUUUAUUUGUGAAGAGCCCUUUAACAACACAAAUUGAAGCAAUGGACUCAGAGCCAAAUUCCUUUCAACCAAACAAACCAAACAUACUUCUAAUAUUUUUAAUACAAUUUCUGUACACAGAACUUUACACUCACAAAAGAUGAACUGGGUGUGACAAGUGUAGGAGAUAUCUCCUUACAGGAUAUGGAAAAAGUGCGGUCCCUGUCACUCAUAGAACUCACAGCACUGUUUGAUUCCCAUGGACUGGCCCUUCACAGACGGAAGCCAGUCAGGAGAAGAGUUAGAGGUAUGGAAUAUUGUCCAGUGAAACAAAAAAUUGGCUUGAUUUGUUAUGAUUCCUUGUUAUCAGUACACCUCUGCCAAAGAGACAGACAGGCAGACAAACAGCUAGAGUUGUCAUGAUUUACUACAAUUCUACAGAAGGUAGAUUCCUUUGCACUCCGUGUAUUGCAACAAUAGCUGCCAUUUGGCAUGCAAAUAUGUAGGAAUAUUUAUUUGGGAACAGUUUUCUGACAGAGGAGCUGAAGGAAAACUGUGAGCUUUGAGGAACAGAUAAUGUUCAAGGACAAACAUACAAGCAUAUUUUUGCACCAUAUGUGGGGAAAAAUGUUUAAGAACAGCUUACUGUUUACUGCAUACUCUCUGAUAUGAAUUUAUGAACAUGAAAAAACAUUGAACAACCACACAAUGCUAUCUUAUGUUAGGUGAAAUUUUAAGCAGAUUUUUCCAUAUUGGAUACAUGUAAGGUUUGAAAAUUGGGAAUAUCAGUAGGGGUAUGUCCUUGGAUAUCCCCCAAUUUGAGUUGGGAGACAUGUUGUCAUGCGAUGUGUUUAAACCAAUUGCAUGCAAGCAAAAUAUUUGUUGGAUUAUAAUCCUCCUCAUUGUUGUUACUAUUCAUUAUAAUAAUUCUAAUUUGUUAUCUCAGAAUCAGGAAUCUUUGGGGUGCCACUACAGAAUCUACUUCAAGAGGACAAAUUGAAGAAUGAGAAAGUAGUAGUUCCUUCCUUUUUUACUGAGGUAAAUUGAUUACAGAUCUCUUAGCUUUGUAAAGGUUAAUAUUCAGAUCUAAUUUCAGACUGCAUUUGAAGCACUUUAUUUCUGUUUUUCAUGUGGCUGGUGUUAAAUUUCUUUCAGCUCAUUAGACAAUUGGAGUCAAGAGGUAUGUUGACCUGUCUGCAUUUUGAUACUCUUAUUAACUCUCUGUUACUGUGUCAUCUCCUCCUCAUUACUUUGGAAUAGCCUCCACCAAAAGUGGUGGAAGAGUGUUUGCAUUCCUUUUUUUGUGAACUAAAUGUUAGGGCCAUGUGCCUUGAGUUUCUUGUGGUGUAAUUCAAUUAUUUUUUAGAAUUUUUAUUGUAUACUUAAGUCAUAUUGUCAUGGUCAGUUAAAGGGCUGUCACAACUUAACCUUGUUGUAAUUGACAUUUUUUCAGUUAAAUUACUUUGCAUUAGUAGAUGAAUCUCUAUAAUAAUUAUUUUUCACAGGGCUAAAGGAAGAGGGAAUCUUGAGAGUUCCUGGAAAUUCAGGAAGAGUUAAGGUAUUAGUGACUUUUGUUCUGCUUCUUUUCUUUUUUUAAAUUUGCUUUACAGUCAUCAAAACCUGUGUCAUAUAGUUAAGUAUGGCUGGAUCUUUUUACAGGCACUAAGGGAAGAAGUGGAGGAAAAGUUCAAUGAUGGGUACUUUACAUGGGAUGACAGAAGACCUCAUGAUUGUGCAGCUUUGCUUAAACAGUUCUUGAGGUUAGGGUUUUUAGUGGUUGAAAUGUUAGUGUUCUAGAUUACCCUGAGUUAUGGAGAUGUUCCCUUUCCAUUCCAGAAUUUAACAAAAAUAUUCUGAAUGGUUACUUCUCAAAAUUUCACUUUUAAUGAUCAUGUAUGACUACAAUCCCAUCAAAUCUCUUGAACAAACCUGCCAAAAAAAUUCCUGUUCAUUAAGGUAAAGUAGGAAUAUUCACUAAUAACCUUCAAAAUUUUUCUGUGUCCGUUUUGUAUUAAAUUCAAAAGUUGUUAUUGUAUCCUAACAGGGAACUUCCUUUUCCUCUUUUAACUCAAGAAUAUCAACCAACAUUUGCAUCAGUAGAAAGUGAGUGGUGAUUCAUAAUGUCACUUAUAGGCUAAGUAAAAGUAAUAAUUUAUUUAUUGUCCAUAGUGUGGGAAGUGGUUGCCCAAUCUUCUGAGCAGGGAAGCUCAUGUAUAAAAUGCUCAACAAAAAGAAAAAAUAUAAGUUAAAAAAUUAGGUAAAAAUAAAGCACAAAUUAUAUAAGAUUGUAUAUAGAUAUGUGAGGAUCUUCAUAGAGUUUCUGAAUGUAUCAAGACUAUCAAAAGGAUAUAUUAACAAUGAAAAUGAUGAAUAUAAUUCACAGGCAGGAGUGACACAAGCACCCUUUAAUUUUAGUCUGCUUACUAAUAGUUAAUAUAUCUUACUGCCUUCACACUUGCCUUGCUCUCAACAUUUGGCAUUUUGGCUGAGUUGGUACAGAGUUGUGGCAGCCAUUCACAAUGUGUGAGUUACAGGUUUGAGUAUGGUGCAAGCCAAAAAUAUUUUUUUGCCAUCCUACGUGAAAGAAUAGAUUCGUCCCUUGACAAAAACUGGUCAAAUAUGAUGCAAUCAAGAGAUAUUAAAAGUUACUGAGCUCGGUUAUAGGAAACAGAGAAACCUUUCAUUUGUGGCUUGACAAAUACAAAAUGUAUCUAAUCUGGCUCACAAUAUUUAAAAUUUUUUUUCAGGUAUACCAGAUAGAAAGCAACAGCUUCAGGCAUUGAAUCUGCUUAUUAUGUUGUUGCCUGCAGUUCAUCGGGACUGUCUAAAAGUAAGUUGUUGAGUUAUGAGCAUUUACAAAGUGGUUAAAUUUUAAGGCAGAAAAAAAAAAAGACUACCAGUCAUAGUGCCUGAUGUAGAGAGAAAAUUGUUAAUGAAGCUCUUAGAAGUUUGUGUUCUCAGUGCAGUACAUUAUUGUAAACAUGUUCUCGUGUUGCUUGAAGAUGUUUGGUUUGCAGUCUCUUAAAUACAGUAUUUCAACAAGGUUUAUAACCAGGAAAAGUAAAUUUUUCUUAUAGAUCCUUGUUCACUUCCUAAGUGGAGUUGUUGCCCAAGAAAAACAUAACAAAAUGGGCUUAAACAGUGUGGCUAUGAUUGUGGCUCCAAAUCUGUUCAUUUGUUCAAACAAGUCUCAGCCAUCUUUACAAGAAAUCAAACAAGCUCAAGGCACUGUCAACAUCGUUAGAAUGUUGAUCAAGUAUCAAGCAAUUCUAUGGACAGUAAGUUCGUUACUACUCAGUGAGUAUGAAUAGUGACAUAUGUUAUCUAAAACCAAUAGGGUGAUUUGUUAUAAUCAUGGUCAUAUUACUCUUGUGUUCAAAAAGCUGGUUUUACACAUAAAAAUGAUUCAUUGAGGAUUAAGGUGAAGCAAAUUGGUUGAGUAUGACACUGUCCAUAUAGAAAAGAGUCAAACUUGUCCUUAACAGUCUCCUCUGACACUAGGGGGAAGAGAGUUGACCUCCCAACAAUGAUAUAGGGGUUCAGUAAGACUGAACGUUUGGUGAGUUUUACUCUGAUCUAUGUAUGUGGCAUCACAAAGGAGAAGGUGAAUAGAUGGGUAGAAGCAAUAAGGUUGGUAGAGAUUUACUUGGAUAGUGUAGAACAAAUUUUUUUGUACACGUUUCAUUUCUGCUCAGAUUCCUGGAUUCAUGGUGAUGCAGGUUCGUUAUCUCUACGAAGCUGAAGGGAACAAGAAAGCCAAAGAUGCUAAGGCGGUGGGUGUCUUUACUUCAGUGUCUAAGAGACAGUUGGCUUGAAGUUAGGGGUUGUUAAUUCGAGAAGAAUUCGUAUGAAGAAUAUCAAAUUUAACUGAUUAAAGAACAGUCCCACAAAAAGUUCUACAUGUCUUUUUGAGCAUAUAUUGUUGUGAUUGACAGGUCAAGAAGUUAUUAGCUAAACGUGCACGAAGUGAGGGAAUGGGUGGAUCUCCUCAGAAGAAACACUCAACUGGAGGAGAUUCUCCUCUUGUCUCUAUGGAUGUAAGUGUCAUCAAAUAAUUACUGCAGCUGUAGACUGUCUUCAUGCAUGUAGCACAUCAAUUUAGAAGAUUGCUACUUCUUCCAGAGAUGAUGAAGACUCAGAGCUGUGUACUAAAAGGUUCAGGGCAAAGAAUUUACUGCAAGUAAUUAAUUUUUGUUUGUCUCGGAUUCGUUUAUCCUCAGAUGGAUCAUUUUCAGUUGAUUAAUAUGUUAAUAUUUAGUAACAACUAAAACAAUCCAUUUUGUUUGUCGUAGUCUGAUCAUGAAAACAACAUAAUAAGAGUGCAGGCACCAAUGCUGAACAAAGUUCUCAUGGCAAUUCAGCUGACUGAGUUCAUGCGUGCUGGUCACAUUGUCUCCAAGUUCCGUCGGCGAGCAUCUCCAUCAGAAAGCCCAGAUAAAAGCUCCAAAUUUUUAGAAUCAUCAUCCAGCAGUUCUUAUCGCAAUUGUGUCAACCCUCAUAACAACAACAGAUAUGCGUCUGAUAACUUUUUUCUCUUUGAGGCCGGCGGGAACAUUGGUACUAUGCAGUUUCUUAGCUUGUUUAGUCAUUAUUCUACUUGUAAAUAGUUUGCCAGUUACUAACUGAGACUAAGACAACUAUUUUCAAUUGAUAACUGCAUGCAUGUCUGUUUUUUAUGCCAUGUGACAGUCUUCACAUUCAGCAAAAUUGUGUUGUUGUGUGUCUACUUGUACGCACGUCCGUUUUUUAAGUGGCUCAACAAACACCUUAUAUUUGACUUUUUAAGCCAUAUUUAGGGGUUUUAGCCAUUCUUGUACACGCGUUAAUCUGUAGUACACAUAGAUAUGUGUGUAAAUGUAAAUAUUUUGUUUAUUUGUAUUUAUGAAUGUUUCUAAUUUGAUUGACAGGUGAGCGCUGCCUUGAUAAUGAUACUAAUAUGAUGGCCUUACUGAAAGUCAACCCGCAUGCAGAGUGGAUUGUUAAACCUCGUGAUUAUUACCUUAACCUGUAGAAAAGCUAGCAAAAAGUUUUAUUCCUUGUUAGAUUUACUGAAUUGUUGUAUAGAAAGUGUCUAGCAAGUGAUGUAUAAUCAAAUUACCUUGCUGGAUCAUUUGCAUUUAUAUUUUUAUUAGUCUGAAAUAUUCUGCGGAAAACUCUAAUAUUACUGCUGGUGGAAAGUUAAUUAUUAGAACUUUACAAAAUUAUUACAUAAGUUGUUUAAUUAAUUGAAUACACUAGUGUUACUAAUUUAUUCAAAUGAGAGUGAGAGAGAAAACGUCAUAAACAGUUUUUAAAAAAAAUGAUUGUUCCAUUCUAAGGCAGUAUGCUUAUUUAUUUUAAUGAUUUAUAAUGAAUUAACGGAAAGGAAAACAGUGAUGUAAUAUACACUGUAGUUGAGUCUAUCUUUUAACGUUCUAAUAAGUUAAUUAUUUAUAAGGAGAACAAUUAUCUGUUUUAAAAAGAUGUUCUUGGUAAUAGUCGGCUUGUUUGCUCUCAUUUUUCAAACAAAAGUUAACAAGUUUUGUACCGUUCACCAAAGUUAGAAUCAUUUUUGAAAUAUUAAAAAUUUGUACUCUCCAAGUGAAGCAAAUCAAGUACUUAUAUUUCUACUCCAAGUUUCUUACCCUCAGC